AUGUUUAAAACCCUUACCGCCAAAGCUGCUGCCUCUUUAGACCAAGAACUUAUGUCUACAGGGGCAUUUUCCAUUGAUCAACUUAUGGAACUAGCUGGCCUAGCAGUAGCUCAAUCUGUUUUCAUUCAAUAUCCUCCCACUCCUCAAGAUCAGAUUCUUGUCCUCGUAGGUCCAGGAAAUAAUGGAGGUGAUGGAUUAGUUGCUGCCAGACAUUUGAAACUUUGGAACUAUAAUCCUGUGGUAUAUUUCCCUAAGAAACCAUCCAAACCAUUAUUCCACAAUCUCAUGGUUCAAUUGAAAGAUUUGGAGGUAAAAGAGAUUCAGUCCCUUGAUGAAGCUAAAACCAUGAUGACCAAAAGCAAGGUUAUCAUCGAUGGCCUUUUUGGAUUCUCCUUCAAACCUCCAAUAAGGUCCCCUUUUGACGAGUUGAUCUCAUACAUGGCAGAAAACACCACCAAAAUUGCUCCUAUAGUAUCGAUAGAUAUUCCCAGUGGAUGGGAUGUUGAUUCAGGUCCAUUAUCUGAUACUCCAGAUAUUAAGCCCACGAUGUUGGUAAGUUUAACCGCCCCAAAACCUUGUUCAGCACAUUUCUCGGGGGUUCAUUUCCUCGGAGGGAGGUUUAUCAACAAUAAGAUUGCAGAGAAGUAUGGCAUUAAAGAUUUGAUAGACUCAUAUCGGGGGAAUGAUAUGGUGGUCAAAUUGUGA
Yamadazyma jaroonii is the source of this 705-nucleotide messenger RNA. The record is from the annotation of a GenBank genome assembly. Lineage: Eukaryota; Fungi; Ascomycota; Pichiomycetes; Serinales; Debaryomycetaceae.